Messenger RNA from Ceraceosorus guamensis, 1260 nucleotides. RefSeq names its product UFD1-domain-containing protein. The record is from RefSeq and is a predicted model, not a curated record. Lineage: Eukaryota; Fungi; Basidiomycota; Exobasidiomycetes; Ceraceosorales; Ceraceosoraceae. The transcript has 2 exons. Gene Ontology annotation, molecular function: polyubiquitin modification-dependent protein binding. The coding region runs from base 1 to 1260 and encodes 419 amino acids. Gene Ontology annotation, cellular component: VCP-NPL4-UFD1 AAA ATPase complex.
AUGAGAGGUUUCGGUGCGGGUGCGGGUGGAGCAGGCGCAUUCGGUGCAUUCGGAGACGGAGGGGAUGAUGAUGAUGAUCCCAGAUUCUCUAGGCCUCCUCAUCAUUACGAUGAAUAUUUCAAAGCCUACUCCACCAGCAUGUUGCCUGGCAAGGAGAGGUUGAACGUCAGCUACGGUGGCAAGAUCAUGAUGCCCACAUCAGCUUUGGCUCGUCUUUCUCAUCUAGGCAUCCAGACCCCUUGGCUAUUCGAGCUCUCCUCGACGGGCACAGCGGCGGAUGGCGAGGAGUACAAGACGCACGCAGGUGUGCUGGAAUUCAUUGCAGACGAAGGCAACGUGCACUUGCCCGCAUGGAUGAUGCGGCAGCUGCACCUUUCCGAAGGAGAUCCGAUCCGAGUUAGAGGCAAGUCCAUGCCUCAAGGCAAGCACGUCAAGAUCCAACCUCAAACCGUCGAUUUUCUCGAAAUUGCCGACCCAAAAGGUGUGCUGGAAGGAGCUCUGAGCAACUUUUCGGCGCUCACAAAGGGAGACAUUAUCGAAAUCUCUUACAAUUGCCUCACGUUUGAGAUUCUGGUUCUGGAGAUCAAGCCGGAUGCGGAGAGCAUCAACAUCACAGAGACGGAUUUGGAGGUGGACUUUGCACCUCCCAAGGGUUAUGUGGAGCCCGCUCCCAAGCCUAGAGCACCGAUUCCCACCAUGGCUUCCAAACUGAACAUUGACAAGUCCAAGGUGGACUCUAUUCCCGCGUCUGGCGCGACUACGCCAGGCGGUGGGGGCAGCGGAUCGGGCAGGGAGGGUGGAGCAGGAGGUGCAGAAGAACGCGGAGCUUUCAGAGGUGCGGGACAAAGUCUGAGCGGCAAGAAGCCCAAAGCUGGCAAGAAGGAUAAGCCGAUCGAGCAGCCAGACGCGUUUAGCAAGAUUAGAAGAACGGAUCAAGUGAGGUUUGCGACGAACGAUACGCAGCUGCAAGAGAAGCAGAUCCCUGCAGCGCUCAAUCUGCCUUUUGGAAGAUUGUUCUUUGGUUACGAGUAUGAAGAUCCGGGCGCGAUCAAGGCCAAGGCGGAGCAGAAGGAAGAAAGAUCGCAGAGCUUUGCGGGAAGCGGAACGACGCUCAGCGGUAGAGCGCCAGCUGCGAAAUCUAGAGAAGAGAACAAGGAAAAGGAGAAUGUGCAGCAGCAGCAGCAGCAGCAGCAGCAACCUAGGCGAUUGGACGGACGACCUAUUCCGAAAGUCGUAGAGAUCAGCGAUGAUGAGAAGUAG